ACAUGACACUAACAUGUUAUCCAUUCCAUUGGGGUGUAAAAGCUGCAUAUCCUGUAACACCUACAAAAAGAAGCAGAACACCUCCAGGGAAGAUCAGCAAUGGAAGCUACACUGGCUUUCCUGAGGCAUCAGCUCGACGACCAACUACAAGAAGAACUUCAAAUAAUGGACCCAAAGGAGGAGUACUAGCUGACCCCAUUCCUGAUGCAGAUAAGGCUAAGGACAUCAAAACACCACACAUCAGUAAAGAUCUUGAAUCUUUGCAGCUAAUUAUCAGAGCCCUGAAAGCCAAUGAAUUCCUGUGCAACUUAAAUGAGGUACAGAUGCAGGCUGUGGCAGAGGCCAUGUCACUACAAGUGCUUGAUAGCAGUGGAUUUGUGAUUGAGGAGGGGGAAAUAGGUAGGCACUUAUAUGUGUCAGCUGCAGGCAGGUUUGAAGUGAUUAAAGGUGGUAAAUCAUUGGGGACCUUUGGCCCUGGCACAGCGUUUGGAGAAAUUGCUAUUUUGUACAACACUAAGAGGCAGGCAUCCAUCAAAGCCGAUGAGGGAGCUAGUGUGUGGGUUCUCGAUCGUCGUAUCUUCAAGCAGAUUAUGAUGCGUACAGGACUACAAAAGACAGAAGAUAAUAUCAAGUUUCUUCGUACUGUUCCCAUACUAGAAGGUUUAAGUGAAAGAGCCCUUGCUGCUAUAUCUGAACUUGUGCGUGUUGAAUUCUUUGCACCAAACACAGUCAUUGUCAGACAGGGAGAUGAAGGUGAUACAUUCUACAUCAUCAGUGGUGGAAAUGUGCAGUGCAGCAAGAAAACAUCUUCUGGUGUGGAAGAAAAGCUAGCUGUGCUUGGAACUGGAGAAUAUUUUGGAGAACUAGCAUUGUUACAUUCUAUAGUUCGUCAGGCUACUGUCACUGCCUUACACCCAGGAGUGGAAUGUCUGGUCCUUGAACGAGGUCCAUUCAUACAGUUCCUGGGAGAUCUUGAUGACUUAAAGAAAAGUUAUGAUGGUCCUGAACCACCUCGUCCAUCAGCCACUGCAGUACCAACCAUAGAGCAUGAAGAUUUGAAACUUUCUGAUCUUGAAGAGAUAGCUACUCUUGGUGUUGGAGGAUUUGGAAGAGUUGAGUUAGUAGUGAGCCGAACCAAUAAAAAUCUUGUGUUUGCACUGAAGAAGCUGAAAAAAUCAUAUGUUGUGGAACAACAGCAAGAACAGCAUGCUUAUAAUGAGAAGAAUGUUAUGCUUCGAUGCAAAGACUGUCCUUUCAUAUCAAGGUUGUAUCGGACAUAUCGUGAUUCAAGGUAUGUUUACUUUUUGAUGGAACCAUGUCUUGGAGGUGAUGUAUUUUCUCUACUUCAGAGACGCCAUCUUUUUGAUGAGAAGACAGCUCGUUUCAUGACAGCUUGUGUAGUGGAAGCACUAGACUAUCUACACACUCGUGGUUUCAUCUAUCGUGAUUUGAAACCUGAAAAUCUCCUCUUGGAUUCGAAAGGUUAUAUUAAAAUGGUUGACUUUGGCUUUGCAAAAGAAGUGGGUCCUGGAGGUAAAACAUGGACAUUUGCUGGAACACCAGAGUAUGUUGCCCCAGAAAUAAUACUCAAUUUAGGACACAAUCGGGCAGUUGACUACUGGGCACUUGGAAUAUUUAUGCAUGAGCUGCUGACUGGAAGACCACCAUUCCGUGGAAGUGACCAUCUAAAAACAUAUAAUAUGAUACUAAAAGGAAUUGGAGCAGUAACUUUCCCUAAGUACAUGUCAAAGUAUGCUCAAAAUAUGAUACGUCACCUCUGUCAACAUCAUGCUGCAGAACGUCUUGGAUAUCAAAAGGCAGGGAUAAAGGAUAUAAAGGACCACAAAUGGUUUCAUGGAUUUGACUGGGAAGCACUAAGGAAAGGGACAAUGAGAGCUCCAAUCAUACCAGUGAUUAAAGGACCCACUGAUACAUCCAAUUUUGAUAAGUACCCUAAGACAAAAGACAAUGCUCCUGAUGAAUUUUCUGGUUGGGACAAAGACUUCUAGGAAAAUAACGCAACGAUGACUAUGUGCAGUUCAAGAAGUUGAAGUCUUCUUGAAUUUAUCCAGUAUCAUUCAUCAGCUGACAUCACUGAUGUUCUACAAAGUUCCUACUUUUUUUAGUCACACAGCAGGCAAUGUAUAAUACUUUAACUCGACAAUGAUAUGGCAAUAAUUAAUAAUACAUCACUAAAGAGAAAUCCUGUUAAAUGAUAAAGGUUAAGCUAUGUUUCAUAUUGUUUCACUAUUUGUAUAACUCUCUCUCUCUCUCUGUCUCUCUCUCUCUCUCUCUCUCUCUCUCUCUCUCUCUCUCUCUCUCUCUCUCUCUCUCUCUCUCCCCCCUCCCCCCUCCCCUCCACCCUCUCUCCAUUUGUGUACCAACUAAGAGAACAAAGUAUGAAAUUAAUUAAUUCAGAUGAA
Molecule: messenger RNA, 2423 nt
Organism: Schistocerca serialis cubense
Lineage: Eukaryota; Metazoa; Arthropoda; Insecta; Orthoptera; Acrididae
Product: cGMP-dependent protein kinase, isozyme 1-like
Exons: 15
Coding region: 3-2009 (668 amino acids)
Biological process (GO): protein phosphorylation
Molecular function (GO): ATP binding; cGMP-dependent protein kinase activity
Source: RefSeq, a predicted model, not a curated record